AUGCCUCCGGAAUGCCAUGACUUGGCCUUUCUACCCCGCGACGUCUUCUGGAUGAUUCUUGCGUAUCUCGAACCUCACGAUAUCAUCCGCAAUCGUCGAGUCUCGCGUGCCUGGCGCGAAGCCUUUAGCAACCCCUCCAUUCUCGUUCCACGCCUGAGAUGGGAGUUCCCACGGACAAGAGAAGCAAAGGCCCUUGACAAUGGGACUGCAGACCCACAUCGAGGUUGUCAACUCUUUGACCAAGUCGCCGCAAGAUAUGAUCAUCUAGAGCGGGCAAAGCCCCGCUCUAUCAAGAAGUAUGGAUUGUGCGGUGCCUUCGGCAGCUCGCGCCAGCGUGAAUGGUUCCCUGUUCAGCCCUGGGAAUAUCACUGCAGUCAUGACACGGGCAUUGUCGAUAUCCAAUUUGAAGAGGCUUUGUGGUCUUUCGAUGGUGGGCUGCUAGUAUUCCCCAGUGCCGAGAGUCAAGGUCUCAUGCUCUUGGAUUUGGAAACGGACCGCCAGUUCGAGGUGCCGUUCACCAUUACCGGCAGGGUUGUUCGCCGAGUCAGGAUUCAGAAGCGGCUCCUUGUUGUCGAGUGGGCUGAGCCUAUGGCUUUCCACUGGCUAAAUGAUAGCGACGGUGUACAUCGUCACUUUGCGUCUUCGUUCGAUAUCGUCCAGGGCGGGAAAGAUGUCUGGAGUAUUACCCAGCGCAAUGAAUGGAAGAUCAUGUUCUUGGGCCAUCCUCUCAGCGAGCGAGAUCGUUUUUUCUCUACGCACAACAACACACAUUAUGUGAUCUACAUGUGGCAGCCCAAUCGUAGCCUAUACACCGCAGACGAGGAUGCACCGAUUGAAUCCUUGUUCGUAUGGGACAUCUCACAGGUGUCAUCUCACCGGCCAUCUGAAUCCUCUUCAGGAGUACUGCGCGGUGGAGUUCCUGAAGAUGCCCCAAGAAUCGUGGCACGUUUCGGUUUCCGAGACCUUGACUUCUUCUGCGUCCGCCAACGAGGCACCCCAGCCAUCUCCCGGCUUUCUAUCACGGAUGAUUCCCAGGCGAUACAAAUUGUUGAUAAUUUCCUGCAUGAAAUUGAAGGUCAAGGGACGCCUGACCCAGAAGCUGGAACUGGUAUUCGUUUGUGUCGGACCACAUCCAUCCCAGUCAUCGGGAAUGGACCCCACAAUCGUACAUUGCAUGUCGACUUGUUACCAGUAUACCGCGGUAACUGCAGCUUGCAAUCGGAGUUCCUUGGCUACUCGACUACAUACGGGAAUAACUGGACCGAUGUCAUCGCUCAAGUUAGCGAUCCUGAUCUAGAGCUUGGCUUUUGCCUCUAUUUUGAGCUCAAUGAUCCCCACCAUAAAACUAUCAGGCUGGGGGUCUGGGCGCCUGGCUCGAAUGAGAAUCGUGUGAAUGUUGAUUUUACGGGGAGAGCGAAACUGUGUGGCUGUGAUAGAUAUCUGGUUGGUGAGAAUACUUCCCGGGAGCUGGUUAUCUAUCGUUUUGAUCGAUGA
Molecule: messenger RNA, 1494 nt
Organism: Penicillium antarcticum
Lineage: Eukaryota; Fungi; Ascomycota; Eurotiomycetes; Eurotiales; Aspergillaceae
Product: F-box protein
Exons: 1
Coding region: 1-1494 (497 amino acids)
Molecular function (GO): protein binding
Source: RefSeq, a predicted model, not a curated record